This is a messenger RNA of Pelagomonas calceolata, 1290 nucleotides long. NCBI's taxonomy places the organism in Eukaryota, Pelagophyceae, Pelagomonadales, Pelagomonadaceae. The record is from the annotation of a GenBank genome assembly.
CGGUGAUUUACGCGCAACGCGACGCGCAACGCCGCCCGGGCAGCUGCGGGCAUCUUAGGCGUGGUCCCGGGACCGUCUCCCACGCGCGGUCGCAGCCCGGAGUCCUGCCGCAAAGAAGGGGCUGCCCAGCAAGGCCAUGGCCGACCGGUACCGCGGCCCGCCGCCGGGCAUCCCCGGCGUCACGGCGCCCUGCCAGGUGCCCAUUUCCUCAAAAACGCGGCGCCAUCGACGGACGAGUCGCGAGCCGGAGCGACGCUGGGGCGACGGGCCGCAAAAAAUGCUCGCGCCGGUCAACUGGACGGGGCACGCCUGUCCCCAGAUCGCGGACUGCGCGACGGUGCAGGAGCUCCUGAAAUUGGUCCCGGACGCCGCUCCCGAAGUCCUGGAACAGGUCAUGAAGGUGAUUUUGGACCGCGCCGCGAGCGGUUUCGGGAGAGACCCCGAAUGUAAAUGCGGCGGCUGGCGGACGUCGGUGUUUCGGGAUGCGCUGGCGCAGAUGGACCACCCCCUGCUCAAAGUUUGGAGUGAGGAGGGCUGCGAGCACCAAGGCAACGACCCGUCAUUACCAGAACUCGAGGAUUUAAGGCGCGGCGGCAUCGCGGACGCCGUAUUAGCGUGCGCGCAGCGACGGGACAAGGGCUUCGCUGUCGUAGGGUUGUACAUCGCGUAUAUUGUGGCGCUGCCGCCGGCUUUAUUACAUCACGGCGCGCACGGCAACUUUUCCAAAAUGGUGCGCCUCGCCGUCGGCUCCGUUUCAACAGAAGAGGCGGCGCGGAGCGUCGCGGCCCUCGAACAUCUGGAUCGCAUCUGCCUCGAGACGCGGCCGGACCGGCUCGACUGCCGGCAGUUAUAUGUGGACGCCGUCGUCGCGGCGCGGCAGGGGCGCGUCGUCCGAGGCGCGUUGAAGCGGGGGUCCAUCGUCUUGCCGUUCUGCGACGGGUGCGGCCGCCGCGUCGAGGCGGCGAGGCGGUGCGCGCGGUGCAAGCACGUGUUUUAUUGUAGCGUGGAGUGCCAGAAGGCCGCGUGGGCGCGGCCCGUCGCCGGCCACGCGCGGACCUGCGCGGCGUUGGGGGAUCUCCAGAAGCGGGCCGGGACCAUGACGUUCGGCCUCGACAAAAUGGUCUGCGCGGAGUGCGACUUCGGGCCGACGACGCCGGAUCUGCUCCGGUGGCACUGCACGCUGACGCAGCACCGGCGGUGGCCGGAGCGGGACUUCAUCCGCUACGAGGACGAGUCUUCGGACUCGUCGGGGUGCGGGUCGGACGUGGAGUAAGUUGCUGUUUUUGUUUA